Coccidioides posadasii C735 delta SOWgp is the source of this 1260-nucleotide messenger RNA. RefSeq lists its product as uncharacterized. The record is from RefSeq and is a predicted model, not a curated record. Gene Ontology annotation, molecular function: RNA polymerase II cis-regulatory region sequence-specific DNA binding; DNA-binding transcription factor activity, RNA polymerase II-specific; protein dimerization activity. Gene Ontology annotation, biological process: regulation of transcription by RNA polymerase II. NCBI's taxonomy places the organism in Eukaryota, Fungi, Ascomycota, Eurotiomycetes, Onygenales, Onygenaceae.
AUGUUUCAAGUCUACACACCAUACGAACCCGCACCUGCUCCUCCCCCGGGGCCUGCUUUGCUGGAUGAUAGCGAGUCAAGCAUGCUGGACAACUUCUUUACCUCGAUGCAUGCCAAUCAUCUCGACAGCAAUGACUUUUGGUUCGGCCUAGAAGACCAGGGGAGUGGGAACUCGGGACUGCAUUUCGACUGGCCAGAUCUUCCCCCGACUUUUGAGGGUUCGACAACCUCGCUGCCGUCGCAUCCGCCGGUUACGCAGAGAAUACAUCGCGACAACACGGUUGUCGAUAAGCCAGGGCCUCCAAGUUCGGAUGUUCUAGCUGCUGCGUCCAUGCUCUACCAGAACGGAAUGGGCGGGAAUGACUUUUCGUCGACGUUCACGAGUCAAAUAUUCACCGAAAACGGCCUGAAGGACCUAAGCUCGCACCAGGCGGAUAUAAAACACCCACGGUAUGGCCUUGGAGGGGACGUGCGACGAUCUCAUUUCGGCUCUACCCGAAGAAACCCAGCAUAUAACGAUACAGAAGUGCGUCAUAACAGGGCGGAGGGUGAUGGUGGUUCUUAUUCUGUUUCUAAGGAACACAUCUUUGGUCCUCUACGAUGGGGUUCGGAUGCCGGUUUUGCAGAACAAGGAUAUCAGGUUCCGCCAGAUCAGCCAACUAUGGAGGAAAGAACGACCGAAAUACUGCACAACCUGGAGUGCUUCGAGUCCCAGAGCAGCGCCCCAAAUACUAGACCUUCAAGCCCAACUCCCCGACGACGUUCAGACCGUACCUCUGAAGUCGGUAGCCUCCGGAGCCCGAACUCUCUUACGCAGUUUUCGCCCAUGGAUACGAACCAAAUGGACGGCGACUCUCGACCGACGAAAAGACGAAAGAAUAAAGGGAAAGUAAAGGAUGAAGAAGACGAUUGCACUCAAUUUUCCCUCGGCAGACCUUCCAGCUCUCGAAGAGAUCGACGAUGGUCGUCGAAUAGUGGCGCCCAAGCCCGCAGAUCAAAAGUACACGUGAUCAAACCGCCUCGUGAGAAUCUGACGGAGGAACAGAAAAGAGCAAAUCAUAUCCUGUCGGAGCAAAAACGGCGGAAUCUCAUAAAACAGGGAUUCGAUGAGCUAUGCUCGCUCGUUCCGGAACUCAGAGGCGGCGGUUUCAGCAAAAGUACGAUGCUCGCGCAGGCAGCUGAUUGGCUGCAAGAUUUACUUCAAGGAAACGAAAUGCUCAAACUUCAAUUAGGAGACAUCAGAGAGCGAACUGGCGGAUGA